Messenger RNA from Candoia aspera, 2725 nucleotides. RefSeq names its product Rho related BTB domain containing 2 (gene RHOBTB2). The coding region runs from base 310 to 2493 and encodes 727 amino acids. NCBI's taxonomy places the organism in Eukaryota, Metazoa, Chordata, Lepidosauria, Squamata, Candoiidae. The record is from RefSeq and is a predicted model, not a curated record. Gene Ontology annotation, biological process: establishment or maintenance of cell polarity; regulation of actin cytoskeleton organization; cortical cytoskeleton organization. Gene Ontology annotation, molecular function: protein kinase binding; GTP binding; GTPase activity. Gene Ontology annotation, cellular component: cytoskeleton; cell projection; cytoplasmic vesicle. The transcript is spliced from 10 exons.
CGGCGGAGCUGAGUCUUCCUGGGGCUGCCGCGCGCAGCAGGGCUCCGGCGGGGAGUAUGCUAGCAGACAGCGGAGCGCGAAGGGGCCCUCCAGCCCCUCCGGAGCCGGCGCGGACUCGCCUCCCCGAGCAGCAUCUGAGCGGGGGAGUCUGAGCCUCCCGCAGCGGCCUGGGCACAGCGGCGGAGGAAGAGGAGGCCGGGCCGAGCCGAGCGCUCGUUAUCGCGAUCAGCAUCAUGUCUCCAGGGAAGAGCCGGGCUCGUCGUCUUCCCGCUGCCAAUUGCCCCUUCAGAUGUGUUGGUGUCCCAAUUAAUGGAUUCUGACAUGGAUUAUGAAAGGCCAAACGUAGAAACCAUCAAGUGUGUUGUGGUUGGGGACAACGCAGUGGGCAAGACGAGGCUCAUUUGCGCCCGUGCAUGUAAUGCCACGUUGACUCAGUAUCAGCUUCUUGCUACCCACGUGCCCACGGUCUGGGCCAUUGAUCAGUACCGUGUUUGCCAGGAGGUACUGGAACGUUCCCGAGAUGUUGUAGAUGAUGUUAGUGUUUCCUUACGGCUCUGGGAUACCUUUGGGGACCACCACAAAGACAGGCGUUUUGCUUAUGGAAGAUCUGAUGUCGUAGUAUUAUGUUUCUCCAUUGCUAACCCAAAUUCCCUCCACCAUGUGAAGACCAUGUGGUAUCCUGAGAUUAAGCAUUUCUGUCCCAGAGCACCUGUCAUCUUGGUAGGCUGCCAACUUGAUCUUCGCUACGCUGACCUAGAAGCAGUAAAUCGAGCCAGGCGACCUUUAGCCAGGCCCAUCAAACCAAAUGAAAUUCUGCCUCCAGAGAAGGGACGAGAGGUAGCCAAAGAGUUGGGCAUCCCUUACUAUGAGACCAGUGUAGUAGCCCAAUUUGGCAUCAAGGAUGUCUUUGACAAUGCCAUCCGAGCUGCCCUCAUCUCCCGUCGGCAUCUCCAGUUCUGGAAAUCCCAUCUCCGUAACGUUCAAAGACCGUUGCUACAGGCACCUUUUUUGCCCCCCAAGCCACCCCCACCCAUCAUCAUUGUUCCUGAUCCUCCUUCCAACAACGAAGAGCGGCCAGCACACCUUCUGGAGGACCCUUUGUGUGCAGAUGUUAUCCUGGUGCUGCAAGAGAGAAUCAAAAUCUACGCGCACAAGAUCUACCUCUCCACCGCCUCCUCCAAGUUCUAUGACUUGUUCCUGAUGGACCUGAAUGAGGAGGACCAGCAGGAGAUGACGGGAAGCAGCACCAGGAUAGGUGCUGCGGAACGAACGCACCCUCAGGAACGGCAUCAUCAUGGGCGGGAAUUUCUCCUGAGGGCUGCUAGUUUUGACAUCUGUGAGAGUACUGAAGAAGCUGGCUCUAGCCAGCAAAAACCGUGCCUUAGAGCCUCCACCAGCGAUGGGAUAUUGCGGGGCAAGAACUAUGGGGAACGAGGGCUAAAGCGGGGCAGGAUCCUCUCCUCUUGGAGCCGUGCCUUUGUCAGCAUCCAGGAGGAGAUGGCCGAUGACCCCAUGACGUACAAGCCCCGGCCAAUGGUGGUAGUGAGGAUGGAUCCCUCCAUCCAGUUGGGACCAUUCAGGGCCGUGCUUAAAUAUCUUUACACCGGGGAGCUGGAUGAGAAUGAGAGAGACCUCAUGCAUAUCGCCCACAUUGCUGAACUGCUAGAAGUCUUUGACCUCAGGAUGAUGGUGGCUAACAUCCUCAAUAACGAGGCGUUCAUGAACCAGGAGAUCACCAAAGCCUUCCACGUCAGAAGAACCAAUCGAGUGAAAGAAUGUCUGGCCAAGGGAACUUUCUCUGAUGUCACUUUUAUACUGGAUGAUGGUGCUAUCAGUGCCCACAAGCCCUUGCUGAUCUCCAGUUGUGACUGGAUGGCUGCUAUGUUUGGGGGACCUUUCGUUGAGAGUUCAACUCAGGAGGUAGUGUUACCAUACACCAGUACGAGUUGCAUGCGAGCAGUGCUUGAGUACCUGUAUACUGGCCAGUUUUAUUCUUCUUCAGACCUUGAUUACAUGAAGCUCAUCAUCUUGGCCAACCGCCUCUGUCUGCCACACCUGGUUGCACUCACAGAACAGUUCACUGUGUCUGGUUUGAUGGAAGCAACACAGAUGUUAGUGGAUAUAGAUGGUGACGUCCUUGUGUUCCUGGAGCUGGCUCAGUUCCACGGUGCCUACCAGCUUGCCGCUUGGUGCCUCCACCAUAUCUGCACCAACUAUAACAAUAUCUGUCGCAAGUUUCCUCGCGAGAUGAAAGCAAUGUCAGCAGAAAAUCAGGACUACUUUGAGAAGCAUCGGUGGCCCCCAGUUUGGUACCUGAAGGAAGAGGAUCACUUUCAGAGGGCCAGGAAAGAGCGCGAGAAGGAAGACUACCUCCAUCAGAAACGGCAGCCGAAGAGACGGUGGCUCUUCUGGAAUGCCUCCUCCCCCUCAUCAGCCGCCACAGCUUCAUCCUCCUCCUCUUCCUCCUCCUCCUCUUCCUCUGCUGUGGUGUGAGGGUUGCACUGCCUAUACUUCCAUUGCUCUUUUAAGGAGUGAGCCUGCUGGUGUCCAGAAUUCCAAAGCCUUGGAGAGAUGCCACUGGCUGAAGCCCUCAGUGGAGAAAAUCAGCAUGAAUAUCCCUGGGAGGCUGGUGAGAAAAACCCAAACAGCAGCAGCUCAGGAGCCAGAGCGUCCAACAUCUCAUCCAGCAUUCCAGCGGUCUCAAUCCCUGCCUUGGCUAGCAAAG